AUGUCCUGCGCCCCUGGAGCUGGCAGCGAUUUAAGGAGACCCAAGGGUCAGUUGCGUUGGGUCCUAAGGCUCAAUCUGCAAGAAUUGACUGGUGCCCUUGCUAUGAAAUUUGCUGUAGAAGAAAUCAACAACUCCAGCGCUCUCCUGCCACGCACAAGACUCGGAUACGAGAUAUAUGAUAGUUGUGGGACUUCAAAAGUGGUUCUACAAGGAGCCGUAAAGUUUCUGAGCGAAGGGAACAGCUCUGAGCUUCAUGUCCUUUGCAACUACACCAGUUACAAGACAAGGGUAACAGCUGUCAUUGGCCCGUCAACCUCGGAACUGGUCAACCCUACUGGAAAGCUCUUAAGCUUCUUCCAUCUACCCCAGAUUAGCUUUGAAGCUUCCGAUGAAAACUUUAGCGACAAGGCCAAAUUCCGAUCCUUUUUACGAACCGUCCCUAGUGAUACUACUCUGGCCCACGGAAUCACUCGCUUGCUGAAGGAAUUUCAGUGGAAUUGGGUAGCGGUAGUCGGAAGCAGUGAUAAAUACGGAGAGCAAGGAAUUUUACAAUUUGCAAACCAAGCUUCUCAAAAUGGUAUCUGCAUUGCCUACCAAGGUUAUAUUCCCGAGAACCCGAACAAUUCUGCCUUCAAUGGGUCGCUGCAAGAAAUUAUUCUAGAAAUCCAAAAGAGUAACGUGAAUGUGACCAUUCUGAUCUCUUCUAUAUACGAAACUCAGCUUUUUCUGUCGUCCGUAAUAAAAUCUAAAUUGAAAAUGGUUUGGGUUGCAAGCCCCAGUUGGUCUCUUUCCCAAACCAUUCAGCAAUUGCCUGGUAUUCAAGAUAUCGGCACCAUCAUUGGUUUUGCUGUAAGGAGUAAAAGGUUGCAAGGAUUUGAGGACUAUGUUCGGAAUAUAUUAUCUUUGAUUCAGGAGGAGAGGGACGUUCUUCAGAAGUCUACUACACCAAGUGAAGACAUUGUCCAAAAAUAUUUCUAUCAGAUCCAGGAUUUGCAGACCCGAUGUAAGGAGUGCGGUCUUCUGUCUCCAACGAAUAUCACAAAGAUAUUGGACCCCAUUGGUGAAAAUCUAGCGUACAGAGUGUAUUUAGCUGUAUAUUGUAUCGGCCAAGCUCUACACCAUCUUAUACAUGGCCCAGACAUGAAUUGCUCUGAUGAUGCAUCCAACCUACUUCCUUGGCAACUUCUGGAUGAAAUAAAGAGUCAGAGCUUCAGGCUGAACGACGAUACCUUUAACUUCGACUCCAAUGGAAAUCUAAACAUUGGUUAUGACAUCGUGACCUGGAGAAAUUAUGGUAAAAGGAUGUUUGUCACGGUGGGAGAUUUCCAGAAGAAACUGACCCUAAGGAGACUGAUGAUUGACUGGUAUACCACCAAGAUCCCACGGUCAACCUGCUCCAGAGAGUGUGCCCAGGGUCAGAUCAAGAUAACUAAAGGUUUCCAUAGCUGUUGCUUUGACUGUAUGACCUGUCCAGAAGGAACCUUUGUGAACUCCUCAGAAUGUUCCUCUUGCCCUGUUGGUGAAUGGUCUAAACCUGGAAGCAAAACUUGCCAGCCUCCAACCUUCUACUACCUUACAUGGGGGGACAGCUAUGUUAUUGCCAUUUUAAUAGCAAUGGUCGUUGUUAUGCUUCUCAUUUUCGCGGUGAUAGUCCUGCUAAUCAAGCAUCUGCACACUCCAGUGGUCUCAGCAUCUGGGCACUUGAUGUCCAUCAUUGGCCUGCUUGGUCUGAUCUGUAUGUGUCUUUCUGUAUUCUUCUAUAUCGGUGAACCUACACAGUGGAUGUGUCUCCUGCAGCAACCUUUCCUGUCCAUGAGCUUCACUAUCCUCCUAGGACCAAUAUUGGUGAAAUCCAUUAAACUGGUGUUUCCCUCUCCUCCAAGCAGAACGUACCUGCACUGGGUCCUUAAUCAGGGUAGAUGGACAAUCAUAUUAUCCUCUUUCCUGGGACAGGUGCUGUUUUGUGCCAUGUAUAUAAAGGCUUCACAAUCUUUUGCGAUGAAGGUGGCUGCUAUGGAUGUAGACUCUUUAGACAUCUACCUCAGCUGCAAAUACGAGCCUUUACUCCAGUUUGGGCUAAUGUUUGCCUACAAUGGCUUGCUGGUCUUAUUAUCUUUCAUCUGCUCAUUUAUGGCAGAAACACCAAUAAACAGAUACAACUCUGCCAGAGAUAUCACAUUUGCCAUGCUGGCUUUGAUUCUGGCAUGGAUUAUCUUCAUACCUACAUACGUAAGCACAGCCGCUGCCUAUAAAUCUCUUAUCCAAAUCAUUUUUAUUCUAAGCAGCUGUUUAGGAAUUCUGGCAACUCUUUUCUUCCCUAAAUGCUACAUUGUCAUCUUCAAAAAGGAACUGAACUGCAAUGAGUAUUUCGGGAUCUGCGACGAAGGCGACCAAUCGGAAAAGGAGAUGUAG
This is a messenger RNA of Spea bombifrons (plains spadefoot toad), 2412 nucleotides long. RefSeq names its product taste receptor type 1 member 3-like. The record is from RefSeq and is a predicted model, not a curated record. The coding region runs from base 1 to 2412 and encodes 803 amino acids. Gene Ontology annotation, biological process: sensory perception of sweet taste; G protein-coupled receptor signaling pathway; sensory perception of umami taste. NCBI's taxonomy places the organism in Eukaryota, Metazoa, Chordata, Amphibia, Anura, Pelobatidae. Gene Ontology annotation, molecular function: G protein-coupled receptor activity. Gene Ontology annotation, cellular component: membrane. The transcript has 6 exons.